AUGGUGGUCCUGCUGCUCCGCCCGGCUCCGCUCUACGCCGCCGCCGCCAUCGCCCCGCUGCACCCGCCCGCCCCGGCCCCUUCCCCGCUGCGGCCUACUACAGGAACUAGCCGCCAGCCCGCAACGCACCCUGCUGGGCAUAGCCGGGGCGGGACCAGGCCGCCGGCCACAAAUCAGACGGCGGCGCUCGAACACUGCGAGCCAAUAGGAGCCACGAAGGGCCCGUGGCGAAGGUCAGUGGAGAACCAGCAAGCUAGGUCGAGCGAGCACAUGAACCCCCGUGCGACAUCUUUGGGGGUGCUCUUAAAGGGGCCGCGCGCCCCGCGUCCGCCCAGCCCGCCGAGGUGGCGCCCCCCAGCGCCCCGGCGGGAGCUGAGCGGGGCAGGCGGAUUCGGUUUAUUUUGCCCUUUUCCGAGGUUCCCGCGGGGACAGACCCGCCGGCCUUUGUGUUGCCAAACCCGGCCCCAGCGCCGCGGCUCCGCUGGACCCCGCUACUGCUCCUGCAGCGCCCUCCUGGACCGCCGCCUCCCCCCCGCCUGCCGCCUUGGCGGCUGGCGGAGCUUCGGGAGGCGGGGGGUCCGUGCGGGUCCCGCGGGGGGUAGCAGCCGGCAGAGCGGCGGAGUGGCGCUGAGGUGGGUGACUCAGGAGCGGCAUUACACUCCCCGGAGUGAGGAACGUAAAGGGACAGCAAAAGUUGAUUUCCUGAAGAAAAUUGAAAAAGAGAUCCAGCAAAAGUGGGAUGAUGAGCGAGUCUUUGAGAUUAACGCUUCGGACAGGCAGAACCAGAAGAGCAAGGGAAAGUACUUCGUUACAUUUCCUUAUCCCUACAUGAAUGGCCGCCUUCACCUGGGACACACGUUUUCUUUGUCUAAAUGUGAGUUCUCCGUUGGGUACCAAAGGCUAAAGGGGAAGAGCUGCUUGUUUCCCUUCGGGCUGCACUGCACAGGGAUGCCCAUCAAGGCUUGUGCGGAUAAGCUGAAAAGAGAAAUGGAGUUAUAUGGCUGCCCACCUGAAUUUCCUGAUGAGGAGGAAGAAGAGGAAGAAAGUUCUGCUAAAAAAGAAGAAGAAAUUAUCAUCAAAGACAAAGCAAAAGGCAAAAAGAGUAAGGCUGCUGCCAAGACUGGCUCCUCCAAGUACCAGUGGGGAAUCAUGAAGUCCUUAGGGCUGUCUGAUGCAGAGGUGGUCAGUUUUUCUGAAGCAGAGCACUGGCUGGAGUAUUUCCCUCCCCUCGCUGUCCGGGACCUGAAGAGCAUGGGGCUGAAGGUGGACUGGAGGCGUUCUUUCAUUACUACAGAUGUUAAUCCUUACUAUGACUCCUUUGUACGAUGGCAAUUCCUUACAUUAAAGGAAAGAAAUAAGAUAAAGUUUGGGAAACGAUACACGAUUUAUUCUCCAAAAGAUGGACAGCCUUGCAUGGAUCACGACAGGCAAACAGGAGAGGGUGUUGGGCCUCAAGAGUAUACACUGAUAAAAAUGAAGGUGUUAGAUCCUUAUCCUGCAAAAUUAAGUGGUCUAAGAGGGAAAAAUAUCUUCUUGGUGGCUGCCACACUCAGACCAGAGACCAUGUUUGGACAGACGAACUGCUGGGUGCGCCCAGACAUGAAGUACAUCGGCUUUGAAACUGUCAAUGGGGAUAUUUUUAUCUGUACCCAGAGAGCUGCCAGGAACAUGUCCUACCAGGGCUUUACCAAAGACAAUGGAGUGGUGCCUGUGGUCAAGGAGCUGAUGGGAGAAGAGAUUCUCGGUGCUGCGCUUUCGGCACCUCUCACCGCCUACAGAGUUAUCUACGCUCUUCCCAUGCUGACCAUCAAGGAGGACAAAGGGACUGGAGUGGUAACGAGUGUUCCCUCCGAUUCGCCGGAUGACAUUGCAGCCCUGAGAGAUUUGAAAAAAAAGCAGGCUCUGAGGGUGAAGUAUGGCAUCAAAGAUGAAAUGGUGCUGCCGUUUGAACCGGUGCCCAUCAUUGAAAUCCCAGGCUAUGGCAACCUUUGUGCUCCGACGGUCUGUGAUGAGCUCAAAAUCCAGAGCCAGAACGACAGAGAGAAACUUGCUGAGGCCAAGGAGAGAGUGUACCUGAAAGGAUUUUAUGAGGGAGUAAUGUUGGUGGAUGGAUUCAAAGGACAAAAAGUUCAAGAUGUCAAGAAAGUUAUUCAGAAGAUGAUGGUGGAUAAUGAUGAAGCCAUGAUUUACAUGGAACCUGAGAAACAAGUCAUGUCCAGGUCUGCUGAUGAAUGUGUCGUGGCCCUUUGUGACCAGUGGUAUUUAGACUAUGGUGAAGUCACCUGGAAGAAACAGGCAUCAGAGUGUUUGAAACACUUAGAGACAUUUUGUGAAGAGACCAGGAGAAACUUUGAAGCUACUUUAGGUUGGCUGCAAGAGCAUGCGUGCUCCAGGACAUACGGCUUAGGUACCCGCCUGCCCUGGGACGAGCAGUGGCUGAUCGAGUCCCUCUCGGACUCCACCAUCUACAUGGCCUACUACACCGUGGCUCAUCUCCUCCAGGGGGGGGACCUGCGGGGCCAAGGGGAGUCUCCUCUGGGCAUCAGGGCACAUCAAAUGAGCAAAGAAGUUUGGGAUUACAUCUUCUUCAAGGCAGCACCAUUUCCUAAAACGGAGAUUCCAAAAGAAAAACUGGACAAGCUAAAGGAGGAGUUUGAAUUUUGGUACCCUGUGGAUCUCAGAGUUUCUGGCAAAGAUCUUGUUCCGAAUCAUCUCUCGUACUACCUCUACAACCACGUGGCCAUGUGGGCAGAGCAAAGAGAAAAAUGGCCAGUAGCUGUGAGAGCCAAUGGACACCUCCUGCUCAAUUCGGAAAAGAUGUCUAAAUCCACAGGCAACUUCCUCACCCUAACCCAAGCUAUCGACAAGUUUUCUGCAGAUGGCAUGCGUUUGGCCUUGGCUGAUGCUGGGGACACCGUCGAAGAUGCCAACUUUGUGGAAGCCAUGGCAGAUGCUGGUAUUCUGCGUCUGUACACCUGGGUGGAGUGGGUAAAGGAGAUGAUUGCCAACAGAGACAGUCUGAGAAGUGGCCCUGCCAACACCUUCAACGACAGAGUCUUUGCCAGUGAGAUGAACGCAGGCAUAGUGAAGACAGACCAAAAUUAUGAGAAGAUGAUGUUUAAGGAAGCUCUGAAAACUGGCUUCUUUGAAUUUCAGGCGGCGAAGGACAAGUACCGUGAGCUGGCCAUCGAGGGAAUGCACAGGGAGCUAGUCUUCCAGUUCAUUGAGGUGCAGACCCUGCUGCUGGCUCCCAUCUGUCCCCACUUGUGUGAGCACAUCUGGUCACUGCUGGGAAAGCCCGGCUCCAUCAUGACCGCCUCGUGGCCGAGCGCGGGCCCCGUGGAUGAGGUGUUGAUCCGCUCCUCCCAGUACCUGAUGGAGGCAGCCCACGACCUGCGCCUGCGCCUCAAGAGCUACACGGCACCUGUGAAAGGGAAGAAAAGCACCAAGGAACCUGCCCAGAAGCCUUCUCACUGCACCAUCUACGUGGCAAAGAGCUACCCGCCGUGGCAGCACACCACCCUGUCCCUUCUGCGCCGCCACUACCAGGCCAGUGGAGGUCACCUGCCAGACAACAAAGUCAUUGCCAGCGAGCUCAGCGCCCUGCCCGAGCUGAAGAAGUACAUGAAGAAGGUUAUGCCCUUUGUUGCCAUGGUUAAGGAAAACCUGGAGAAGAAUGGUUCACGUGUUCUUGAUCUGGAGCUGGAAUUCGAUGAGCGUGCGGUGCUCAUGGAGAAUAUUGUCUACCUGACAAAUUCCCUGGAGCUGGAUCACAUUGAAGUGAAGUUUGCAUCUGAAGGAGACGAUAAAAUAAAAGAAGACUGCUGUCCUGGAAAACCAUUUUCCACAUUCAGAACUGAGCCCAGCGUGUCUGUGUUUUUGGUGAACCCUCAGCCAUCAAAUGGCCAUUUCUCCACAAAAAUUGAAAUCCGGCAAGGAGACAGCAGGGAGACGGUGAUCCGGCGCCUGAUGAAGAUGGACAGAGGAAUCAAAGAUCUCUCCAAGGUGAAGCUGAUGAGGUUCGAUGACCCCGUGCUCGGCCCGCGCCGUGUCCCCGUCCUCGGCAAAGAGGAAGCGGAGAAGACGCCCAUCCUGGAGCAGGCCAUCUUCCACAUCGACCUGGGCCAGAGGCACGUCCGCGUCUCUGAGAACGGCCUGACGAGGGACAUUGGGGACACCAUUGUUUAUCUCGUUCAUUAAACUGACUCGGUCCCCGGCAGCGAGGGAGGUCAGAGAGGGACUUGGAAAGCGUCGGUAAUGAACAAAGUUGAGAAUUGAUUCUAGAAAAAGGAAAAGCCCACCCAAACCAACCUGAUUUUGCAUGCAACUUCCUGCUCUUUUCAAUGUGGAUAUAAUAAAACUAUUUUCCUCUGGCCCUUUGGCUUUUCUUGGAAAGAAUCUGUUAUCCCGUGCGCUGACCCGGCAGCUCUCCCCUCUCAGCUGGGACAGUGAUGGCAGGAGUGAACUGGAGGGUGCUGUGCUGGGGAUCCUGCUCCCGCCUGCAGGGCUGGGACCUGGGGACAGAGGCUGCUGCAAGUCUCCGGAGCCGCCGGGAAGGCAGCUGGCAGGAAAGCUCUCCUUAAAUUCCUUCUCCAAAAGCACAGGUGUUGGUUCCAGGAAGCAGGGAUUCGGGCAAUAGAAAUCCACUAUAUUGACAAAGCAGCAGCCAGAUAAUCUGAGCAGAUAAAAAGGAGUUCAGAGUUUUAGCACAGUAAGUGUUGCUUCCUUGCGCUUUCAGCGUCGAUGGGGUGUUCUCCCUUCCAGCAGCUCCCCAGGGAGCAGAGACCCAUGGAUUUUUGGGAGAGCUGGUGAAGUGGGGGGGGUGUGCCAUUUGUGUUGGGUUUUUUUCUGCUGUGAGGGGGAAGUUAAACAGCAGUGGUAUUUCUUACAGUCUCAGUGUUCAAGUGAAUCAGCCCAACUGGGUUGUUAAUGAGCAAGAUAGAGCUAAAGAGCUGGAAUUGUCUCUGGUGGUGUGUUGGCUUCCAGGAGAUGUCACUGCGACGCUGGUUCUUGUGCUUUUUAUCCCAAUAAAAGCUGGUGCCAGGAUAAA
Calidris pugnax (ruff) is the source of this 5050-nucleotide messenger RNA. RefSeq names its product leucyl-tRNA synthetase (gene LARS1). The transcript has 33 exons. Gene Ontology annotation, molecular function: ATP binding; leucine-tRNA ligase activity; aminoacyl-tRNA deacylase activity. Lineage: Eukaryota; Metazoa; Chordata; Aves; Charadriiformes; Scolopacidae. The coding region runs from base 1 to 4200 and encodes 1399 amino acids. The record is from RefSeq and is a predicted model, not a curated record. Gene Ontology annotation, biological process: leucyl-tRNA aminoacylation.